CAGCGCGGUAACGGGUCGGAGCCUCCAACGCGCAGAGGAGCGAGCGGAGGGGCGGGGCGCGGGCGGGCGGAGGAGCCGCGGGGCACGGGCUCCGCGCGGGGAUUGUGUCCGGCCACCGCGUACUUUCGAGGGCGCCUCUACAUUCGGGGACUGAUGCCCUUGGCCAUGAGGCACUCCCAACUGCAGUCUGCUCAGGCGCAGCCCGUGUGACUGAGCCACCACUGCGCCAGCUGUUUCACGUCACCGUUCCCUUUACUGAACAGUUUGAUGGGGCGCCGGGCGGAUGACAGCGGGAACGGUUGUGAUCACCGGCGGAAUCCUAGCUACGGUGAUCCUCCUCUGCAUCAUUGCCGUGCUGUGCUACUGCAGGCUCCAGUAUUACUGCUGCAAGAAGAGUGGAACCGAGGAUGCCGACCAGGAGGAGGAGCAGGAGCACGACCUUCCCACGCACCCCAGAGGCCCCAGCUGCAAUGCCUGCAGCUCCCAAGCCCUGGACGGCAGAGGCAGCCUGGCGCCUCUCACCGGGGAGCCCUGCAGCCAGCCCUGUGCGGUGGCAGCGAGCCACUGCACCACCUGCUCCCCAUACAGCUCGCCCUUUUACAUACGGACGGCUGACAUGGUGCCCAACGGGGGUGGAGGCGAGAGGCUCUCCUUUGCUCCCACAUACUACAAAGAGGGGGGACCCCUAUCCCUCAAACUGGCAGCACCCCAGAGUUACCCGGUGACCUGGCCAGGCUCUGGGCGUGAGGCCUUCACCAAUCCAAGGGCUAUUAGUACAGACGUGUAAACCCUUCCACCCCAACCCGCACACACGCCCACACUGCUGCCCUGGCGGGAGCCGUGUACACACUAGCUGACCCUCCAACAGCCCCGCACGGGCUCUCUGUUU
Messenger RNA from Sapajus apella (tufted capuchin), 889 nucleotides. It is a transcript of the gene FAM163A, whose product is annotated as family with sequence similarity 163 member A. Lineage: Eukaryota; Metazoa; Chordata; Mammalia; Primates; Cebidae. The record is from RefSeq and is a predicted model, not a curated record. The transcript has 5 exons. The coding region runs from base 284 to 787 and encodes 167 amino acids.